GUAUGUACUAGGCUAGGUAGGUAUAUGUGGUAGGUGCCUCGGGAAGUUGACAAUACGUAAUCCCUCCUUCUCCCUCCUUCUACUUUCUACCUUCUACCUUCUUACAUCAUUUCUCUUUUAUUAUACGAAAAACAAUACACGUCCCCAUGCACAUCCAUUUCAAUUCCAAAUCUACAGUUUUGAUCAAUUCAACACUCGAAAAUGGUUGAGACACCAAGAUUCGCCAAUGCAGGCGGGUUCUUCCCUGACGGAUUUACCUCGUUACCCUCGCCAGCUCCUAGUACUGCUUCGAGUCGAGCGGCUGCUCGUCUACCACAUCCACGAUCAAAGCCUCUUGCACGAGGCUCUAAGAAGGAAGAUUAUGCCAGGAAUUACGUCUCCGAUCGACUGAUGCACAUUUCGCGCCGAUAUGUGAAGAAGCAUGGCAUCCCCGACCCUGCCGACGAGGUCACCGGCUACGACAGCAUGGACGAAGUAUGCAAAGAUCUCGAGGACGUUGUCGACGUCCUCUGGUUCUCGGGGACUCCCAGCCUUCAGAUACCAUAUCUCCUAAACGUCGCGCUCGCAUUUAAUACUUACCUGCCAUCUUUCCCACCAUCGUCGCGCCCCACGUUCGCCUUACUCAAGAAGCUAGAUCAUUGUUUCGCAAGCCUCAUCAUCGGGCGCGACCUUAAGUCGGGAGAUCCACUUCCGGGAUUCCAAGGUCACGGGAGAGGGUUCACCAGAACAGACAUGGUGCGCUGCAAGAGUUUGACCGACGAAACUCGCAUGCUGGUCUCCAUGAUUAUGAGUAACGAGCCGGACGUAAAGAAUUUCGUAGGCGACGACGAUGACGACGACAAUGAUAAAAUUGCUCCAUCACCUAUUAGACGUAAUAUUAGCGUCUCUCUUUCUACCGGAUUCAUACAGACUCCUAUUCGAGAUAGGGAUUCCAUCGACGGCGAUGACAGGAUCAAGUCUGAGGAUGUUAUAAAUUUUGAUGACGAAUCAGAUAUCGGUGACGAGGAACCGGACCAUGCUGCGGCUAAACGAAAAUUUAAGGAUAUCAGUCUAAACGAGGAGACCCCUGAUGAUCAUAAACGGAUCAGAGUCAAAGACGAGGAGGGUCUGGAUGUUCAACUCGACGAUGCGGCGCCAGGAAACCGGAGUCCAAUCCCGGAAGUUGGCGGACUUUCACUAAGGCGUCCUGGAGAAAAGUUCCAUUUCAUAUUAGACGAUGACGACGAUGACGAUUCCGGUGAUGAAAAGUUCCAAAAUACAAAUAGCAUCCUCCCCGAUGCUGCCGCUACUUCCGCCGCCGCCGCGUCAGUCCCAUCGACGGCGCAAAUAGACCCCAACACUGAAGGAGUAGGUGAGUGGGAUGGGAUGAUCGAUGAGGAGGGGGAAGAUGAAGAGUUGCAUUUAAACGUAGGGAAGGUAUACGAAAAGACGCUGGUACAACUUGGUAAAUCAUUAGGCGAAUCUAUAACAGACGGAUAACGUCCAAUAUUUAUCCACAAGCAGCUCCUUGCCUACGAAUACACUAUAAAUACUAUAAAUACUAUAAAUACUAUAAAUACUAUAAAUACUAUAAAUACUAU
Molecule: messenger RNA, 1580 nt
Organism: Annulohypoxylon maeteangense
Lineage: Eukaryota; Fungi; Ascomycota; Sordariomycetes; Xylariales; Hypoxylaceae
Exons: 3
Coding region: 202-1479 (425 amino acids)
Cellular component (GO): transcription factor TFIIH holo complex
Source: RefSeq, a predicted model, not a curated record